AACCCGAGCGCGCGCAGGAGCCGCCGCCGCCCGCGUCUCCGUCGCCGCGCGCCUGAGCUACCGUCGCCGCCGCCGCCGCCGCAGCCGCGCGCCCUGCCCGGGGGCGCCCCCCGCCUCACUGCCCCCCAGCCCCAUGGAGGUCUCCGGGAGGAAGGCGCCGCCGCGCCCCCCGCGCCCCGCCGCCCCGCUGCCCCUGCUCGCCUAUCUGCUGGCGCUGGCGGCGCCCGGCCGGGGCGCGGACGAGCCCGUGUGGCGGUCCGAGCAAGCCAUCGGAGCCAUCGCGGUGAGCCGGGCUGACGGCGUUUUCGUGGCGAGCGGCAGCUGCCUGGACCAGCUGGACUACAGCCUGGAGCACCGGCUCUCGCGCCUGUACCGGGACCAGGCGGGCAACUGCACCGAGCCCGUCUCGCUGGCGCCCCCGGCGCGGCCCCGGCCGGGGAGCAGCUUCAGCAAGCUGCUGCUGCCCUACCGCGAGGGGGCGACGGGCCUCGAGGGGCUGCUGCUCACCGGCUGGACCUUCGACCGGGGCGCCUGCGAGGUGCGGCCCCUGCGCAACCUGAGCCGCAGCUCCCUGCGCAAUGGCACCGAGGUGGUGUCGUGCCACCCGCAGGGCUCGACGGCCGGCGUGGUGUACCGCGCCGCCUCGGCCAACCGCUGGUACCUGGCCGUGGCCGCCACCUACGUGCUGCCCGAGCCCGACACGGCCACCCGCUGCAACCCGGCGGCGUCCGAUCGCGCCACGGCCAUCGCGCUCAAGGACACGGAGGGGCGCAGCCUGGCCACCACGGAGCUGGGCCGCCUCAAGCUGCGCGACGCGGGGGGCAGCCUGCACUUCGUGGACGCCUUCCUCUGGAACGGGAGCGUCUACUUCCCCUACUACCCCUACAACUACACGAGCGGCGCCGCCACCGGCUGGCCCAGCAUGGCCCGCAUCGCGCAGAGCGCCGAGGUGCUGUUCCAGGGCCAGGUGGCCCUCGACUGCGGCCACGGCCACCCCGACGGCCGCCGCCUGCUCCUCUCCUCCAGCCUGGUGGAGGCCCUGGACGUCUGGGCGGGCGUGUUCAGUGCGGCCACCGGGGAGGGCCAGGAGAGGCGCUCCCCUGCCACCACGGCGCUCUGCCUCUUCAGGAUGAGUGAGAUCCAGGCGCGCGCCAAGAGCUGCAGCUGGGACUUCGAGACCACCGAGCCCAACUGCAAAGAAGGGGAUCAGCCUGAAAGAGUGAAGCCAAUCGCCGCAUCAACCCUGAUUCAUUCUGACCUGACGUCUGUUUAUGGCACCGUGGUAAUGAACAGGACCGUUUUAUUCCUGGGGACUGGAGAUGGCCAGUUACUUAAGGUUAUUCUUGGUGAGAAUUUGACGUCAAAUUGUCCGGAGGUUAUCUAUGAAAUUAAAGAAGAAACGCCCGUUUUCUACAGACUCGUUCCUCAUCCUAAAAAGAAUAUCUACAUCUAUCUAACAGCCGGGAAAGAGGUGAGGAGAGUCGAGGUCGCCAGUUGCAAGAAACGCCAGUCCUGCGUCCAGUGCCUUGCAGCUGGGGACCCUCACUGCGGCUGGUGCCACGCGCAGCAAAGGUGUACUUUUAAAGAAGAGUGUGCACAUUCAGAAAAUUCUGAAAACUGGCUAGAUAUCUCAUCUGGAGCUAAAGUGUGCCCUCAAAUUCACCUAUUUCGAAAAAGCAGAGAUAAGACUACUGUGGCUGUGGUGGGAAGCUUCUCUCCCAGACACUCUGAGUGCGUGGUGAAGAACGUGGACACGGGCAGGGAACUUUGCAAGGGGGAGAGCCCGCCCCACGGGAACUGUACCUGCAGCAUCCCCACUAGGAUAAUCUACAAAGAUGUUCUGGUUGUCGACGCGAUGUUCUUUGGUUCUUGGAAUUUAUCAAAACGAUUCAACUUCACCAACUGCUCAUCAGUACGAGAAUGCCCCAUCUGUACUGGGACGGGCUGUGCGUGGUGCAAGAGUGCGAGAAAGUGUAUUCACCCUUUUACCAACUGUGAUUCCUCCGAUUAUAAGUGGAACCAGGAGUUCUGUCCAGCUGCUGUGGAGAAGUGGACACCUGCCAGGGGCGCUGGCGGAGUGCGAACUAAGGAGAACAGGAGUAAUAGGACCAGUCUUGGCUUAAAGGUCUUCUCCAUUAAGUCCAUUGAGCCACAGAAAAUAUCCACGUUAGGAAAAAGUAAUGUGAUAGUCACUGGAGCAAACUUUACCCAAGCAUCUAACAUCACAAUGAUCUUGAAAGGAACCAGUACUUGUGAUAAGGAUGUGAUCCGGGUUAGCCAUGUGCUAAAUGAUACCCAUAUGAAAUUCUCCCUUCCGUCAAGCCGAAAAGAAAUGAAGGAUGUGUGCAUCCAGUUCGACGGCGGGAACUGCUCGUCCGUGGGGCACUUGUCUUACAUUGCUCUGCCACACUGUUCCCAUAUAUUUCCUGCUACCACCUGGGUCAGUGGUGGUCAGAAUAUAACCAUCGUGGGCAGAAAUUUUGAUGUAAUUGACAACCUAAUCAUUUCUCACGAGUUGAAAGGAAACAUAAAUGUCUCUGAACAUUGCACAGCGACUUACUGUCGAUUUUUAGCACCCGGUUUAAAAAGUUCAAAAGUCCGUACAAAUGUCAUGGUGAGGCUGAGGGUUCAGGAGACCUUCUUGAACUGUGGAAGCUUGCAGUAUCUGGAGGACCCCAAGUUCACAGGCUAUCGGGUUGACCCGGCUGUGGACACAGAACUGGAAGUCAAAAUUCAGAAAGAAAAUGAUAACUUUAACAUCUCCAAGAAAGACAUUGAAAUUACUCUCUUCCAUGGGGAAAAUGGGCAAUUAAAUUGCAGCUUUGAAAAUAUUACCCGGAAUCAAGAUCUCACCACCAUCUUCUGCAAAAUCAAAGGCAUAACGACCGCUAACAGCAUUGCCAGCACCUCCAAGAAAGUUCGGGUGAAGCUCGGGAACUUGGAGCGGUAUGUGGAUCGGGAGGCCAUGCCUACCACCUGGUAUUUCCUCAUCGUUCUGCCCGUCCUGCUCCUGAUUGUCAUCUUUGGGGCAGUGGUGGUGACCAGGUACAAAUCCAAGGAGCUCAGUCGCAAACAGAGCCAGCAGCUGGAGCUCCUGGAAAGUGAGCUCCGGAAAGAGAUCCGUGAUGGCUUUGCUGAGCUGCAGAUGGAUAAAUUGGAUGUGGUUGAUAGUUUUGGAACAGUUCCCUUCCUUGACUACAAACAUUUUGCUCUGAGAACUUUCUUCCCUGAGUCAGGUGGCUUCACACACAUCUUCACUGAAGAUAUGCAUAACAGAGAUGCAAAUGACAAGAAUGAAAGUCUCACCGCACUAGAUGCACUAAUUUGUAAUAAAAGUUUCCUUGUUACUGUCAUCCACACCCUUGAAAAGCAGAAGAACUUUUCAGUGAAAGACAGGUGUCUCUUUGCAUCCUUUUUAACCAUUGCCCUGCAAACUAAGCUGGUCUACCUGACCAGCAUCCUGGAGGUGUUGACCCGGGACCUGAUGGAACAGUCCAGUAACAUGCAGCCCAAGCUCAUGCUGAGACGCACAGAGUCUGUGGUGGAGAAGCUCCUCACAAACUGGAUGUCUGUCUGCCUUUCUGGGUUUCUUCGGGAGACUGUUGGAGAACCAUUCUAUUUGCUGGUGACAACUCUGAACCAGAAAAUAAACAAGGGCCCCGUGGAUGUUAUAACGUGCAAAGCCCUGUACACCCUCAAUGAAGAUUGGCUGCUAUGGCAGGUUCCAGAAUUCAACACUGUGGCAUUAAAUGUCGUCUUUGAAAAAAUCCCGGAACACGAGAGCGCAGACGUCUGUCGGAAUAUCUCUGUCAACGUUCUUGACUGUGACACCAUCGGCCAAGCAAAAGAAAAGAUUUUCCAAGCAUUCCUGAGCAAAAAUGGCUCUCCUUACGGACUUCAGCUGAACGAAAUUGGCCUUGAGCUUCAGGUAGGCACCCGGCAGAAAGAACUUCUGGAUAUUGACAGUUCCUCGGUGAUCCUUGAGGAUGGGAUAACCAAGCUAAACACCAUCGGGCACUAUGAGAUAUCAAAUGGAUCCACCAUAAAAGUCUUUAAGAAGAUAGCAAAUUUUACUUCAGAUGUGGAGUACACAGAGGACCACUGUCAUUUGAUCUUACCAGAUUCGGAAGCAUUCCAAGAUGUGCAAGGAAAGAGACAUCGAGGGAAGCACAAGUUCAAAGUAAAAGAAAUGUAUCUGACAAAGCUGCUGUCGACCAAGGUGGCAAUUCACUCCGUGCUGGAAAAACUUUUUAGAAGCAUCUGGAGUUUACCUAACAGCAGAGCCCCAUUUGCUAUAAAAUACUUUUUUGACUUUUUGGAUGCCCAGGCUGAAAACAAAAAAAUCACAGAUCCUGAUGUUGUCCAUAUUUGGAAAACUAACAGCCUCCCUCUUCGAUUCUGGGUCAACAUCCUGAAGAACCCCCAGUUUGUUUUUGACAUUAAGAAGACACCACACAUAGAUGGAUGUUUGUCAGUGAUCGCCCAGGCCUUCAUGGAUGCGUUUUCUCUCACGGAGCAGCAACUAGGGAAGGAAGCACCCACGAAUAAACUUCUCUAUGCCAAGGAUAUCCCGACCUACAAAGAGGAAGUAAAAUCUUAUUAUAAAGCAAUCAGGGAUUUGCCUCCAUUGUCAUCUUCAGAAAUGGAAGAAUUCUUAACUCAGGAAUCUAAGAAACAUGAAAAUGAAUUUAAUGAAGAAGUGGCCUUGACAGAAAUCUACAAAUACAUCGUAAAAUAUUUUGAUGAGAUUCUAAAUAAACUAGAAAGAGAACGAGGGCUGGAAGAAGCUCAGAAACAACUCUUGCAUGUAAAAGUCUUAUUUGAUGAAAAGAAGAAAUGCAAGUGGAUGUAAGCACUCUGGGCCCUGACUUAAUCUGGCAAAGUUCUUCAGACGACUUGGGAGCAAAAUGGCUGCUUGAGCUACUCUGUGUCGUUAAUUUUUUAAGUUUGCACAUAGGUUCCACUUUGAGCACUGUCUUUUUACAAGACCAAGGCACAUGCACAGCUUUCAGAAAGCAUACCAACCAUUGUGCCUGUUGUGUAUCCCAUGGGAACCCUCCUGUAAAUAGAGUUGAAGUGGUUGUUGCAACAGCCUCCUUGUUUACAGAGAAUACAGGGCCAGUAAGCAAGUGUCAGUAUUGGAUCGACAGCCUCCACUUAAGCACAAUGAUAUAAGUGGUUUUGUUUGAAAACUACAGCUAUGUAGCACUUGUGACUCCACUGCACCUCUGCAGGAAAGGGGCACUGCCAAUGAUCAGAAACAAAAUGUGAAACGCGUCGUUUGGAAACAAGGCAGGGGUGGUGAGGGCAACCUCGAGGAUUCACAGGUCGAAGCUCUCUCCAGUAGUUCUUGGAAGAGCUGACCGCAGAAUUUGGUAGUGUGUACACUUAGCAUUUGUGAGUGUGUGUGUUUAAACCAAAAACUAACAGUGUUGCAACAUUGUUGAAAGGGCUCGUGUUUUUCAGUGGUCAUCAACUGCACUUCAUCCUACACCUCCAUUUCACUCCCGAGCUCUAAAGCAAGGAGAGGGAGUAGGCAUUACUGAAAUGGAAUGUUUCACCACUUUGUCCUAAUAUAUCCUUUCCUAGAUUUUAUUUUUUCAUACUAAAUGUAUUUAAUAGUGGAUAUGUUGGCCAAUGUAAAAAAAAAAUCACUAGUUUAAAAACUUUGAUCAGAUCUGUGGAAGAGUAAACUCGUUUCCCUGUUCCUCCAUUUCUAUACUAGUGUCUCCUUGCUUUAGAUUUCUGGUGAACCCUGUGGUUUAUAAAUACUGUGUGUGAUUUUAAAAAAGAUACAUUUUACAUUUCAUGAGAUUGUUCACACUGGAGUAUUAUAUAUGAAUAUAUAUAUAUAUAUAUUUGAGGCCUAAGGCCUGAAAAAUAUUAGUAUACAACUUGGUAUCUUAGUCUUACUAUGUACUUUUUGAAAGUAUUCCUCACAGGAGAGAGAAUUUAAAAUACCCAUUUUAUUCAUGCCUUUCUUUUUAAAAAAAAAGUCCCUUAUCCAGUUAUAUUAUAUAGUCUUUUUAUUGCUGGUUUUUUAUUCCUGAAUUUUUGCUGCUCAUGACCAAUUUUAAUACCACUGUGUUUUCCUUCUAUUAAGCCAGAAGUAAAAUCACUAAUUGGCAACUCUCAAACUUUCCUUGUGGCACCUUUUACCCUUGGUGCUCGAAAUCCCAGAAAAAGAAAUUUUUUUCUCAAGUAGCAAAACACUGAUCACACAUUCCUUAAAAAUCACUUCUCAACACUGUACAGCAUAUCGGGAUUUCAAUGUGAAUUUGUCAUCAAUGAAAUUCUUCUCGUACCACAAUAUCUGGUAGAGGUGAUGCCUCAACAAACCGAUCAGAGAAACAAGCAGUUACUGCCCCGGCAGGCACCUUCCCAAGCCCUUUGCUACUGACCAUUGUCUGUCCAAUGGACACACCUCAAAAAUACUACCAAAUAGGUUCCUUACAGAUAUAAAGGUGAACGAUCUGGUCCCUCCUAAGGCUACUUCAGCCUUGACGUGAAGGCAUUCCUAAACGAUCUAUUGUAGGAGAGUUGGGAGCCAAGGGUAGGAGAGUUGCCCAAAGGUCUUCCCCUUCUUUAGGGUACAAAAAUGCUCAGAAAACUCAAAGGAUCAGCUACAGCUUUAUCUCCGUAUUUAGAGUCGAUGCUACAUGAGGGUGUCCCUGUCCAGCUCUCUGGCGCAGAGCCCAGUAUGGAAACUGACCUCCUCUUCCAGGGACUGUGCUGCUGGGAACUUUGGGCAAGUCACUUACCUCUUUGUGCCUCAAUUUCUGUAUAAUAUUUCUAACCUACCUCACUGAGGUGGUGUGAAGAUUCACUAAUGUAUGUAGCGUGUUUGUCAAUCCUCCAGUGAAGAGCACUAUCUAGAUCACAUUAGCCAAACACAGGAAAUGGCCAAAUUAGAUGUGUGCUGAAGACAAUCAGUCACUGGCUCUACAGUCAACAGCAACCAGAGAAACAAAUGACAAACAAUUUCUAUUUUCAAGUUUUUUUGCCUAUUUUUUUGGUGCAAAACAAUUCAUUUAUAAACUUUUUUUUUCCUAACACUAGUGUCUACAGCAGCAUUUAAAAAUUAAUUCUGUUACCUUUUCCGUAUUAGGGAUUUAAAGUCUAUUUCUUAUUGUAUACCUGAUUGAAGCUGUUCUUGGAGAUGAAUGUUUUAAAUGUCUAUAUCCAAAAAAUAAACAUUUUGAUGUAAAAUGUG
Messenger RNA from Sorex araneus (European shrew), 7213 nucleotides. It is a transcript of the gene PLXNC1, whose product is annotated as plexin C1. The record is from RefSeq and is a predicted model, not a curated record. Lineage: Eukaryota; Metazoa; Chordata; Mammalia; Eulipotyphla; Soricidae. The transcript has 31 exons. Gene Ontology annotation, biological process: semaphorin-plexin signaling pathway involved in axon guidance; negative regulation of cell adhesion; positive regulation of axonogenesis. Gene Ontology annotation, molecular function: semaphorin receptor activity; protein binding. Gene Ontology annotation, cellular component: semaphorin receptor complex. The coding region runs from base 134 to 4852 and encodes 1572 amino acids.